AGAUUAGGUUUAGAUUUAAUAUAAUUUACGAAGUCAUUGCAUGACAUCAAAAUUAAUAAGAGUAAAUAAUUCAGCUUUAACUAAUUCAACUUCCAUUCUGUUUCUUGACUUUGUCCAUAUUUGUCCCAUUGAACUGAACACUCUUUCUAAGAAAGCAUUACUUGUUGGUAUUGAAAGUACAGCCUGUACUAUUUUUAAUAAGUUAUUUGUAGUAAUAUUACAUUUCUUGAAUAUAGCUAUUCAUUGUUAUAUAUCCAUAAUAAUAAUAUAAUCGACAUUGAUUUUAUUAUCAUUUUUAACUGGGCAAAGUCAUCGAUGUGUCUCUGAAUGUAAAUAAUACUUAAUUACCUUUCACUGUAAAAUAAUCAAAACACUGAGUCACGAAUUAAAAUAAACUGAUAAAUUAUAUGAACUGCUCAAUAGACUUUACAAUAUUUAUGUAACAAAACAAUAAUUAUACAACCAUUGAGCAACUAUUAUCGAAGACUGUUUUCUUUUGAGAUCUGUUGUCCUAAAACUAGUCUGCUACUAGAGUUCAGAUCUUAAACUGCGUUCGGAAACAUCACCCGAAUCAUCCGAGUGGCCGAUUUCCUCCAUAUUGUUUAAGAAGGAUACAUAUAAACAAUCGGGUGAGAUUUCCGAACGCAGUUUUAGUAAUGGUCUCUCCAUUUUAAAUUCCAAGUGCCACGAAAAUUAGCGGGAAAUCUGUUAAAUAGUUCCUUACGCUCAAAAUACCAUUUUAUUAUUUAAAUAUACGUAAAAACCGGACAUAUGACGUCCGGUUUGACUUAUCAACCGGACACCGGACAAUACUCCUAAAAACCUGACAGUCCGGGUCAAAACCGGACGGUUGGCAACCCUAGUGCCGGCCAAAGUUAAAUGUUUACUUUUCGCGGACAUAAAUGUGUUUUCAGUGCAAAUGAUCUUUUUCUGAACAUUGUGUAGUACUAUAGAAAACGCAUUGUGUAGUAUAGAACGUUGUGUAGAAGCAGGGAAAACCAGAUACAGUAAGUAUAUUUCUUUUGAUGAGUCUUCGAUUUCUUUUAGAUUAUAAACCAUCUAAAUAUUUCUUCCUCAUUAUUUCUAUAACGUAAUUAUACAUGCAUUUUGCAAUGUUUAAUGCUUCAUAUGUGUAAACAAACGUAAAAAUCUGUGGACAGUUUUAAUUUAUACUUAUAAUUUAUAGCUACAAUAAAAUACGCAAUAUUGAUAUUUGUUAACUUUAUAUAUACUGUAACGAAGCGAUCACAAGCAUAUAGGCGCAUGCGAGUGGAAGUGUGCGUGUGGUGCGGGGAGCGGGCGAUGGAUGGGCGAUGCGGUGUAAAUUAAAACAAAGGGAAGUCGCAGUUGUCACCAGGGGUCUCAAGCCCCCGAAUUUUCCUGUUACUAUGCAGCAUUCUUUUGAUAAAAAAUUGCAAUUCAAUUACGAUAUCGCUCGUCUUGAUGCCGCCUCUCGCAUUCAUUACGUUCUCGACCACGGACCAGAGUACACGCUUCCGCACGUACGAAAAUCGUGAAUUAUAAUUUGAUACGAAAUUAUUCACUCUUUCUUUUCCCUAAAGACGAGGAUUAAGUAAAGAGUUGAGAUACGAGUGGCUGCUUCAGAGUGUGCCAAGACGAAAGAAUUUUUUCGAAGGAAAUAACGUCACAAAGAUUACGGCAAGAUUAGAUCAAAAUCAAGUAAGGAAACGAAAUAUAAUUUUGAUAAAAAAUGCCAAAAAUAAAAUAUAAUUAUUAUCGACGAGCGAAAAAGAUGUCAGAUUCGGUGAUUAACACUAUACAAAACAUUUGUGAAACGUCAUUAUUAAGAACUUCGUUCCCGAAUUCUAAUAAUAGCGUUACUAGACCAUCACUUGAAGCUGACAAUAGGUUACAUGAAUUACAUAAUUUAUCAAUGAAUUUGGAUAACAAUGGUGAAUUACUUGUCGAAGAUUCUGAUCACUCCACAAAUAUAAAUAUCGAUUGUGAAAUUGAAGUAAUGAAUGAAAAUAAUUCUAAUGACGAAGUAAUUUAUAAUGCUAAUACAGAAUCUAACAAUUUUUAUUCUGAUGACUGUUUAAAUUUUUUGCCAUGGCUUCGAGAUUGGGCAAUCAGAAAUCACAUAUCACACGUUGCAUUGACCGAAUUAAUGACUCGCAUAAAACCCAAGUAUCCGGAAUUACCUACUGAUGCACGUAGUUUAUUAAAAACUCCUAGGAAAAUUAAUGUACAAAGUAUUCCACCAGGAUAUUAUUAUCAUUUUGGAUUGCGCAAUUGCAUUGAAGAACUUGUAUCGCGAUAUUCUGAAAAUUUGCAAUCUAUUCAAGUUAAUGUGAAUGUCGAUGGGCUUCCUUUAUUUAAAAGCUCAAGUAAUCAAGUAUAUCCCGAUUUUAUGCAACUUAGUAGAGAAUUAUAGCGAAGUAAAUGUUGUUGAGAUUUACUAUGGAAAUGAGAAACCUGGAGAUGCAAAUUUAUUUUUACAAGCUUUUACAGAGGAAGCAAUUAAUUUUACUUUAAAUGGCAUAACAAUUAAUGGGUAUAAUUAUGCAUUUAAAAUUAAUGCAUUUAUCUGUGAUGUACCCGUUAAAGCAUUGAUUAAAUUCACGAAAGGACAUUCGGGUUAUUAUUCGUGUAACAAAUGUAUAUGUAAAGGAGAAUAUUAUCUUGACAGAGUGUGUUAUCCAUAUGUAAAUAGUUUUGAUCAAAGAACGGACCAUGAUUUUCGUCGAAAAUUACAGAAAGGUCAUCACACAGGCCCAUCUAUACUUGAAACAAUUCCUAAUUUAGAUAUGGUAAAGGAUUUUCCAUCUGAUCCAAUGCAUUUAUUGUAUCUAGGAAUUGUCAAAGCGUUAGUUUUAAAAAUGUGGUGUCAUGGCAAACCUCGAUGCAAAUUAUCUUUUAAUCAAAUAUCAGAAGUCUCUGCAUCAUUGGUGAAACAAAAUCGUCAUAUACCAUGCGAAAUUAACCGAAAAUCAAGAUCAUUAAUUGAAAGCAAUAGAUGGAAAGCAACUGAGUUUAGAACUUUUGUGUUAUAUACAGGACCACUAGUUUUAAAAUCUGUUCUGGAUGCUGAUAAAUAUGUUAACUUUUUAACUUUACACGUAGCUAUCAUUAUUUUAUCAAAUUCAAAACACAUAGAAUUGUAUUUAGAUUAUGCGAAAUCACUGUUGAAAUAUUUUGUAAAAACGUUUAUAAUUCUAUAUGGAAAAGAAAAUGUAUCACAUAAUGUGCAUAAUUUACUUCACCUUUAUGAUGAUGUUGCAAAAUUUGGAACAUUGGAGGAAUUUAGUGCAUUUGCCUUUGAAAAUUAUUUGCAAACAAUCUUAAAUAUGAUUCGUAAAAAUGAGAAACCGUUAGAACAGAUUGUUUGUCGCAUAAGCGAGCAAAAUUCUUGUGCAAAAUCUAUCGAUAAAUUAAGAACAAUUAAUAGAAAGCCACAACUUCAAAAUCUACACUUUAAUGGUCCGAUUAUAAAUGACAUUAUUUACAAUUCAAAAUUGAGUCAAUAUAAUAAAAUUGUGUUUAAACAAUUUAUAUUAAAAACGGCAGCACCUGAUAAUAUCUGUUGUUUAACCGAUGGAACUAUUAUAAUUGUUCAGAAUUUUAUUUCAACCGAUGAAAAUACUUUUGUAAUUGGCAAUAAAUAUCAGUCACUUACUAAUUUUUACUCGGAACCAUGUGAGUCAUCAGAGUUAGAAAUUUAUGUUGUUGAUCGUAUCCAAGAUUUACAAAUGUGGGAUAUAAAACAAAUCGCAUACAAAUGCCUGAAAUUAAAAUUCAAAAACCAAAGUAUCGUUUUUCCUCUUUUGCAUUCAAAAUAGUUAAAUAAUAUAUUAAAUUGUAUGUUAUAUUCAUGAUACAAAGUAAAAGUUAACUCAAUUAACAAACCGUUUUUAUGUUUUUAUACGAUAAAAUAUAGUGUUCUAAUUUUAUAAUUUGUUGAUAAAAAAUGUUUCCAAUUUUGUUGUGAAAAUUUUUCUUUCAAACUUGAUCAAUCUAUAUCAAAAGCUAUUUGUAGUUAUGCCUCGUGCAAAAGUUUUUUUUUAAUUUACAUAAAAAUUAUUAUAUAUAGAAUGCAUAUAUAAGUGUAAGUGCGAUUUAGAAAUUAUGUUAAAGUUUUUUUUUAAUUAUUAAGACUAAAGGCUGCGUUUGAUUCAUUAAUUGGAGCAGUAGAAAUGUCAGAUCAAACAUGGACUGUCGUCAGAUUUAUUGACGAAGAUACAGUCGAGGCAGUACCAUCUAGUUGGAUCAUACAAAACCGAUGUUAUUGGCCGCCGUUUAAAAACGAUAAAAUUAUGGCCAUUAUUCGGAAAAAUGAACAACCGAAUACAUGUUGGCCUUCUUACGAAAUCAGCAUAUUUCGAAACAGCACUUUUGCCGAUUACAAAACUGCCAGGGAAAAAUGCAAAAGUCAGAAUGCACUUCUGAUUUAAAUUCUGAAAUAGAUGUACGGCGAAAGCGACCCAGUAAACGACUAUUAUCUUCUUCCGAUGACGAGGAGGAUAGGACCCUACCAACACCUCCGCUUUUAAAACUGACGGGAGCUCAAAACAAAAAAAAGACAAAAUCUCAAUUCAACCUUUCGUCAAAUGAAAGUGAUGCAUCCAGUGUGUUACAUGAUGAGCCAGCAAACAUUUUAGACAACAGGAUUUCAAGCAAUAAUUUGAUUUGCACUUGCAAACAUUGUCCAAUUCACAAAGAGUUACAAAAUAAUAACGUGACAUAUUUUAAAGAAAUUAUACGACAACAGCAUCCCCUUAAAGCAGAAAUUUGGCAACAAAGUGACAAUUUAAGAAUUAUUAAAAAUGCAGUUGAGAAUCCGAAUUAUGCACAUUUUAAUAAUGCAGACGAUCAGGAAGCAAUUUUUUUUUAUUCCUACAAUAUUCCUAUGGAUAAUGAAAGGCAAUUAGAGCAAAUGGAAGGCUUUUUGAAAACGGAUGAAAAUUUUAAUACAUCGAUUUUAGAAGCUUCAAAAAUUGGUGGGAACAAUGCAUACGAGUUCAUAAAACGCAACUUGAGCCAAAUUUUCACCAAUAAACUAGCUUCUGAAUAUAGUUGGGAAAAAAAAAUAAACGUGUAUUCCGAUCAUUAAAGCUAUCACAGCUAUUAAUCGCCGCAGGCGAAAUAGUCAACGCUAUGUUCACAAAAAAGGAUAUCGAAGAGGCAAUACAGAAAUGGCUCAAGAGGGCAAAAGAAAGGCUUAAUGCGGAACAAAAUAAAUUAAACGUUCAAAGGCAACUGGAAGAUCAAUGAGAUUCUUUUAAGCCUCAGUUUCAGUUUUUAUUUGGUUUACUUAUAUAGUUUGUUUUUUGAGUUAAUUAUAAAUAAGAAAUAGUUUUUAACAGCUUUUGUUCCUAUUUGGUUUGCUUAGUUUGUUUUUUGAGUUAAUUAUUAAUAAGAAAUAGUUUAUAACACAUAAUUUUUGACAUCUUCAUGUAUCUACGAUA
Molecule: messenger RNA, 5426 nt
Organism: Solenopsis invicta (red fire ant)
Lineage: Eukaryota; Metazoa; Arthropoda; Insecta; Hymenoptera; Formicidae
Exons: 7
Coding region: 4310-5071 (253 amino acids)
Source: RefSeq, a predicted model, not a curated record